Messenger RNA from Zingiber officinale, 2293 nucleotides. RefSeq names its product protein YIPF1 homolog. Gene Ontology annotation, molecular function: small GTPase binding. Gene Ontology annotation, biological process: vesicle-mediated transport. Bases 150 to 1169 code for a protein of 339 amino acids. The transcript has 7 exons. The record is from RefSeq and is a predicted model, not a curated record. NCBI's taxonomy places the organism in Eukaryota, Viridiplantae, Streptophyta, Magnoliopsida, Zingiberales, Zingiberaceae. Gene Ontology annotation, cellular component: Golgi apparatus; membrane.
UUCGGUCUGAUACGAGCGAAGCAUUUGGUCUGGCUAAGUCGGGUUCAACUCCGGCUCGGGCUGUUUGUUAUGGCCCCUGCUCCCCUUCGUCGCCGGACUGGAUCUGGAAAGCUUUCCCUCGACGGCGAGUCCCCGUAAGAAGAACGAAGAUGAUGUCGACCGGCGGCUACACCUCCAUCGGCGACGACAACAACGGCACCGACGUCUCUGGAACCGUUCCGGCCGUUGUCUCCUCUGCGGAUCACGUCGCCCUCAAGUUCAAAGAGUCCAACCUUCAGACCUUUCCUCCUUCUUCGGAUUCCCAGGGGAAGAUUCCUGUCUUCCGCCCCCCUUCAGAUGCCGACGAUACGUUCUCGAAGCCAGUGCGUGGGAGCUACGAUGAACCGCAGCAGUCGGGAUGGAUGCAUGCGUUCACUGUGGUUGCUUACAAACCUUAUUUCGAUGUUGAUACCGCUGAUGUCUUCGAAAGGAUCAAAGCUUCGCUUUUCCCGUUCAGAGGGACCUUCGCUGAUAAGACAUCUGAUAAUCCCGACCUAUAUGGUCCAUUCUGGAUAUGCACCACGUUGGUCUUUGUGGCUGCUGCCAUUGGCACAUUUGUCACUUAUUUAGCACACAAAUUGCAGCAUAAAGAGUGGGAGUAUGAUAUCAAUUUGGUUACUUGGUCUGCUGGUUUGUUUUAUGGCUAUGUCACUUUCGUUCCUCUCGGUUUAUACAUCGUACUCAAAUACUUCUCCGUGCCAUCUGGACUCGUUCAACUUUGGUGUCUAUUUGGCUAUUCCUUAUUCGUUUUCAUUCCUGCCCUGUGCCUCUCCAUUGUACCUGUGGAAAUCUUCAGAUGGGUGACCGUCUGCGCUGCAGGGUUCAUGUCUGCAACCUUUGUCGCGCUUAAUCUUCGCACACACAUUGUGUCAUCUGGGGAGAGGUGGUUCCUAAUCGUCGCCGGAAUAUUUCUGCUCCAGUUGACUCUUGCAGUCGUUUUGAAGCUCUACUUUUUCACGAUCACUGUGCGAGCAAAUUUAAAACGGCGGAUCAAACAUUGGUUCUUCCUCAUCAGUCUCCCCGCUACUAGUGCUGGUUCGGUUGUUCGGAGGGAAGGCCCUAAACAAGUUAGCAGCAAACAUCUUACAGCUAGAAGAGAUAAUCAGUUCGGUGAACUUAGAGGUCCCUGAAUCAACAUAAUCAAUGAGGUCGAGCAGCGCCUGCCGUUUCAUUUCCUUCUCCGAAUUCUUGUUUGGAUCUGAGAAAUCAAAGAUGACACUGCAGAGGCUCAACUUGCUGAGAAAAAGGUUCUGCUUUUCUGCAGCAGGAACAUCCUUGAAUGUAAGCAGCGGUUCGAUGCUGGUGACAACACUAGAAGGGAAGAUAGCGGAAGCUGUCCUCUUCACUGUGGUUGCCCGGGAAGGAAGCACAUUACCACUGCUUGUCCGCUGGAUCUGGUUCCCGUCCCCCCGAGGCACACCAUUGCUGCCGCCAUGGCCACGAAGAGAACCAGAAGACGUAUCAGAUUUGGAGGACUUUCGAGGUAUUUUACUGAGAAGUUGCUUCCACAUUGUGCCAGUAGUGCUCGGAAAAGCCACAAAUUUUCAAUGAAAUCCCGAGAUUAAAGGUGCAUUGCCUAGCAUUUCAGAUCAAACCAGCAUAAUCACACUAAGAGUGAACGCAGAAUCCAGAUCGGGAAGCAGAUAAGGCAGAAAUAUCAAGCAUAAACACAAUCAACACCUGCCUACUAACGGAGACAACAAACUGGAAUCCAGAUCUGGACCUGGAAGCACACCCGGAAAAAGCGGCGGAUAUCACACUCCAGCAAACCCUAGGAAUCGCCGGAGGAAGCGGCUCAACGAAUUUUCCGGGCAAAGGUUCGCCGAUCUGUCGAGAAAAGCUCGAUCCGAAGCAUAGCUCGCAGAUCCGGCGACGGAUUCCCACUCCGAACGGAGAGACUGGGGCCGCAGCCGCCUUCGAUCCCUACCGCUCUCCUUUCGGGAUCCGCGGAGGCGAAGCGAACCAGAAAUAAGCAGAAGCGGCAGCGGCAGCGGCAGCAGCAGCGCAGUGAGACACAACUGCUCAAAUGGACAGCCGUGAUGUAUCUCCGGGCGCAAUCCUAGCCAUCUGAGCCGUUGAAAAGAUGGAACGAGAGAUCUCAAAACACCCUCUAUGCGGAUCUAAAAACAAUUAAUAAAUAUUUUCCUUUUAAAUUAUUAUUUUUAUUAUUAUUUAAAUUUAUGGUAAAAAUUAAAAGAGUAGGACUUUUGUAUUGAAGUUUAUUUAUAUUUAUUGAAUAAAAAAAAUACCUUCU